Molecule: messenger RNA, 1690 nt
Organism: Ostrea edulis (European flat oyster)
Lineage: Eukaryota; Metazoa; Mollusca; Bivalvia; Ostreida; Ostreidae
Exons: 4
Coding region: 284-1444 (386 amino acids)
Source: RefSeq, a predicted model, not a curated record
CGCACUCUCGACCUCCCGAUCACCAAGUGAACGCUCUUGCCACUCAGCCACCGCGUAUUUUUUUUUUUUUUGACGGAGAAAAGCUGAAUUUGUUCAAAGCACUUGAUACAAUUUCUUAGUGUUGUUUUAUCCAUAUAUCCGUAUAAAUCCUAUGAAAUGGCUCUCGUCGAUAUUUAGGAAAUUUUCUAUAUAAAUGGUUUAAAUAACAGCAGUGACAUUGGUUUAAAAGCUUAUCGACUUUUGUGCCCGUCAGCAUCGUUUUUGCGGCGGAUUCCUCAAAACUAUGAACUACACGUUGGAAGAGAGCACCACGCCAGAACGUGGGAAUCUGUUGGAGAUAUUUCUGCCGCCCCUCGGCUUAUUUUUGGGAGGGGCCCUAGUUCUAACUUUGCUGGCGAUCUAUACACAACGUAACAGCGUUUGUUUCCGCGCAAGACAACGAUGUGUCAGCCCCUCCGUGUCUCAGAUAAGUUUCAUGAGCCUGUUUUCAAGUUCAGGGGUCAACAACGUUCACGGUCAAUCCACUGUUACCGACUUUGGCGGACUUUACACCACAACUGACAGUGAAAUCUUGGAACAUCUACAAUGGUACCAAAACAAUCCGCGGUACUUAUACAAAAUAGGUCUACCGGCAGUGACGUCAUUGAUAUUUUGUCCAAUGAUAAUGAUUGCGUAUACUCCAAUCUCCAACUUUUUGUGGCCUAAUCGAACACAACCAACUAUCAAUGGAGCUAUCGCCUGCUUCUUGGCCCCUGCUGGUAUGGUGUAUGCGGUGUCGUUUGGUUUCGCUUUUCAGCAAGUGCUUCAAAAACAAAUCGACAUUACAACAAGACUGAACAACGAUUUUUCCGAAAUGGAACUUCUGAUAAAUUUGACAAAGAAAUUGGCAUGUUUGAAAUCAACCACCCGGAUGAAGAUGUAUCUUGCUUUGAAAGAAGAAAUAAUGACAGUGAUCCGAUAUAUAACACAGAUGCCUGUGUCUGAAAAGAACAGAGAGGGUGCGAUUUGGGACAUCGUGGACUACCUCCGCGAGAUCCCACUGCAGAGGCAAAACGUGGAUAGAGCAAUAGUCAACAAAAUUGUCAAGUAUGUGGGGAGUCUGAACAGCAUUGUGGAUAAAGUAGGCACCCUCCACUCUAGGAUACAUCCGUUACAAUGGGCGUUUCUGGAGAUUCUUGGUUACUCCUCGUUCCUUGGAAUUCAGAUGGUGAAGUGCGACUCCUACCGCCUUGAGAUGUGUAUGAGUUUUGUUACAUGUUUGUCGAUUUCUAUGUCCUGUUACAUCGUGGCAGACAUUGACAAUCCUUUCCACGGAUUUUUCAGAAUUGACCUUAAAAGUGUCUUAGCAAUUCUGGAAACAUUAGAGAAAUGCUAUCUUGACGAACUACAUAGUGAAAUACAGCAACAAAAUGCUACUGAAGAGAUAAUCUCUAGAAAGCAUUGAAUUUACAAUCGCUCAUUUGAUCAGAAGAUGAACUAAAAAUUUACCAUAUAUUUAUUGACUGUGUUGGGGAAUAUCAUCCCCUGCGAUUGAGAACCAAAACGAGGCUAAACUGAUUAAAACCGACUGAUGGCGGUAUAAACCUAAUGUCACUUACAUUUCCACCGUGGGGAUAUUGUUUGAGCUUAAUAUUGUUAAAAAUAUUUUAGUAAAUUUAUUUUCUUGACAUUAACUUUUACAAUAAAUGUA